Messenger RNA from Haemonchus placei, 1902 nucleotides. The record is from the annotation of a GenBank genome assembly. NCBI's taxonomy places the organism in Eukaryota, Metazoa, Nematoda, Chromadorea, Rhabditida, Trichostrongylidae.
UUGGAUGCGGUCAAAGUCAUAAGUAAUCCAUAUUUAAGAAUCGAUGACUCAUACCCUAAAUCUGGGCUGGAACGAUUUCGCGAUUACAUCGGACGGACCUGCUGCUCAUGCUUCUUGAAGUUACCUGUUGUGGUGAUAGUAAUCGCUAUAUGUAUCCUCGUCGCACUUCUUUUGGCUCUCAUUCCGGCGGUUGUGAUUUUAACGAGUGCCGUUGAAAGUGAAGCUCAACGGCAAGUUUCUGAAGGGGUAGAUAUGCAGAUUAUUCGGAACUCUCAUAUAUUCCCAAAACCCGAUCCGUUAGAUGAUGAAGACGAUAUACUGGAUGGGUUACGGCGCAGCGGUAUCACCACGGUACACGGAAUCCCGUCGACAGCUCUAUUCCCCCCGAAUGUCUCAUUAUGUGAAGGAUUCGGUUUUGCAUGCACAAUUCAGCCGAGUACAGUUAUCAGCACAGCCCUACGCUGCGACGGGAAGAGUGACUGUCCGGAUGGAUCGGAUGAGCUGAAUUGUAAAGAGUGCCAAUCUGCAUUCUCAUGCUCGAUUUCAAAGAAAUCUAAGGUGAAGGUCUGCCUGCGAGCCGAGCAGCUUUGUGAUGGCAUUGCUCAUUGCCCGGAUGAGUACGACGAGCACGAACACUGCAAGGAGGAAUGUGGUGAGAAUGAGUUGAAAUGUCCUUCGACGACUCUUUGCCUUCCACCAGAGUCCAUUUGUGACGGUGUUGUGGAUUGUGAUACUGAAGACGAUGAGACUAAUUGCAAAAAGUGCAAGCGUGGAGCCCAGGUGACUAUGAAAUUUCAUAAAUUGUGUAAGCCAACAAAUCGUUGCAUACCGCCUGGCCAGUUAUGUGAUGGUAUCCCACAGUGUCCUGAUGGAUCAGACGAGAAGGUGGGAUCCAUAGUGAUGGACGUGUUUCAUUCCCAGAUUUUGACUUCGGCAUUUGAGGACUGUGAUUGUCGUUCAUGCUGUGGGUCAGGAAAAGCCCUCUGCUCUGAUGGCACCUGCUUAGAACGUUCAAGGGUAUGUGACGGUGUAGUGGACUGUAGUGAUGGCGUUGAUGAGGAAGAUUGUCCAGGAACAUGUAUCUUGAGCAAAAAUGCUAAGAUCCCCCAAGUGGUCUGCGCCGAUGGGCGACGGUAUCCGAGAGCCGAGGCUUGCUCGGGUGUCAUUGAGCAGUGUGCGUACAACUGCACAGAGUGCGACAAACAAUUAGCAUUUACUUGUAAGGAUAAAAAAUGCAUACCCCAGAUGCUGGUCUGCGACGGAAUAGACGACUGUUUGGAUGGUGAAGACGAAAAUGACUGCAGCUGCACGGGCUUAAAUAAAUUUGAGUGCCGUUCGGCAUCAGGUAAACCUAAAUGCAUCUCCAAACAAAAGGUAUGUGACGGUGUAUGGGACUGCAUGGAUGGAAAAGACGAGACCAACUGUAAUUCGGUAAGGAUCUUCGCUUCAUCCUAUACCUUGGGCCAUUUUAUUGAUUCUUCCAGUGUCCUUCCAAUGCUCUUCGUUGCCCUGGGUUUGAAUAAAUUUGAGUGCCGUUCGGCAUCAGGUAAACCAAAAUGCAUCUCCAAACAAAAGGUAUGUGACGGUGUAUGGGACUGUAUGGAUGGAAAAGACGAGACCAAUUGUAAUUCGUGUCCUUCCAAUGCUCUUCGUUGCCCUGGUGAGGGAACAUGUAUACCCAAGCUCUCACGAUGUGAUGGUAUAGCAGAUUGCCGGGACGGCUCUGAUGAGACCGAUUGCACAUGUGAAGGUGAGGCUGGGCCCGCAGACUUUUUUGGAUCUCUGAGAGGCUUCCGAAAUCUCAGGAAUGCUUUGAACAGGUCCCUCUGGCUCUGUUUAUCGAUUGGAUAUGCGUCGCGCUGCCGCGACGCUCCCAAAUCUAUAAAGGCCUUCCUUAAUUAA